Sorex araneus (European shrew) is the source of this 747-nucleotide messenger RNA. It is a transcript of the gene CLRN1, whose product is annotated as clarin 1. Gene Ontology annotation, biological process: equilibrioception; sensory perception of sound. The record is from RefSeq and is a predicted model, not a curated record. Lineage: Eukaryota; Metazoa; Chordata; Mammalia; Eulipotyphla; Soricidae. Bases 1 to 747 code for a protein of 248 amino acids. The transcript is spliced from 3 exons.
AUGCCCAGCCAGCAGAAGAAGGCCAUCUUCUGCACGGCGGGGGUGCUGAGCUUCGUGAGCGCCCUGGGCGUGGUGGCGGCCCUGGGGACCCCGCUCUGGGUCAGGGCCACCUUCCUCUGCCAGACCGCAGCCCUGCUGGUCAACGCCUCGGGCCCCGAGCUGGACAAGUUCGUGGGCGAGCUGCAGUACGGCCUCUUCCACGGGGCGGGCGUCCGGCAGUGCGGCCUGGGGGCCAGGCCCUUCCGCUUCUCGGUCUUCCCGGACCUGCUGAAGGCCAUCCCCAUGAGCGUCCACGUCAACGUCAUCCUCUUCUCGCUGAUCCUCGUCGUCCUGACCAUGGCGGGCACGGCCGUCUUCAUGUACAACGCUUUCGGCAAGCCCUUCGAGGCGCUGCACGGCCCGCUCGGCUUGUACCUUCUGAGCUUCGUGGCAGGUAAGGAAAACACUCUUCGCGCGCCGAAGACCAAGUCUGUCUCUGAAGGCUCCUGCGGCGGCCUUGUCAUGAUACUGUUCGCCUCGGAGGUGAAGAUCCACCACCUGUCCGAGAGCAUUGCCAACUACAAGGAGGGCACGUACGCCUACCGGACGCAGAGCGAGACCUACGCCGCGGCCUUCUGGGUCGUCCUCGCCUGCUUCUCCGUCCACGUUCUCAACGGGCUCCUGAUUCACCUGGCCGGCUUCCAGUGCCCUCUCGCAAAGUCCAAGGGCGCGGGGACGCCCAGCGUGGCCGCGGACCUCAUGUACUGA